Messenger RNA from Impatiens glandulifera, 1071 nucleotides. RefSeq names its product acetylserotonin O-methyltransferase-like. Gene Ontology annotation, biological process: methylation. The transcript is spliced from 2 exons. NCBI's taxonomy places the organism in Eukaryota, Viridiplantae, Streptophyta, Magnoliopsida, Ericales, Balsaminaceae. The record is from RefSeq and is a predicted model, not a curated record. Gene Ontology annotation, molecular function: S-adenosylmethionine-dependent methyltransferase activity; O-methyltransferase activity; protein dimerization activity. The coding region runs from base 58 to 1071 and encodes 337 amino acids.
GUAGAAGAAGCUGAAGCCCAAGUUGAGAUUUGGAAGUACAUCUUUGGCUUCACAGACAUGGCCGUAGUUAGAUGCGCUAUCGAUCUUGGCAUACCCGACAUCCUCGAAAACCAAGAUGGCCGUCCCAUGUCCCUCUCCGAUCUAUCCUCCAACAUUGGAUGUUCUCCGUCUACCCUCCAUCGCAUCAUGCGGUUUUUAGUCAACCGUCGCAUCUUCCACCACCACGAGAAGUCGACAAUAGACCAGAAAUCUACAUCAUCCAAUUCCAAUGGCUACGUCAAAACUGCCCUUUCCAGUCUUCUCACAAAAAAUGGUGAUAAAAGCAUGGCCGCUUUUGUCGUGCUGCACACUAGUCCUUCCAUGUUGGCCCCAUGGCUAGGCCUAAGCAAGCGCGUUCUGACCGACUGCAAGUCACAUGCUUUUGAGGCUGCCAAUGGCAAGGACAUAUGGAGCUAUGCGGAAGCUAACUCCGAGCACAACAAGUUGUUGAAUGAUGCAAUGGCUUGUGAUUCCCGGUUGGUAGUCCCAGCCGUGAUUGAUGGUUGCUCUGAGCUGUUCCUUGGGCUAGAGUCGGUUGUGGACGUUGGAGGAGGGAAUGGCACGACAAUGAGGCUGCUUGUGGAGGCUUUUCCAUGGAUUCGUGGCAUAGUCUUUGAUCUUCCUCAUGUUAUUGCACAUGCAAAAGAAGAAUAUCAUGUUGGCCUAGACUACAUUGCGGGUGACAUGUUUCACGCUAUUCCCAAGGCUGAUUCCGUCUUCAUCAAGUGGGUUCUGCAUGACUGGGGAGACGAAGAGUGCAUUAAGAUCUUGAAAAACUGUAAAGAUGCCAUACCAAAGGAUAAAGGAAAAGUUAUAAUAGUGGAGGCAGUGAUUAGUGAAGAAGAUGAGAGGAAAAGUGAAAGUUUUGAGUAUGUGAAGCUAAUGUUGGACAUGGUGAUGAUGGCGGAAACUGAGACCGGCAAACAAAGGACAUCGAAAGAAUGGGAACAUGUCCUUGACCAAGCUGGCUUCUCCCAUCAUACAUUCCACUCCAUUCAAGCCGUUCAAUCUGUGAUCGUGGCUUAUCCUUGA